AUGAGCAAAGCUUUCGGCGAAGUCAAUGUCACCAACUUUGUGUCUCAGACGGCCGUCAACAUGCGCAAGUCUGUAGGAGUCCCCAGCGACGAGAUGGGAGAAUUUGUUUCGGCCACAUACUUGGUUCACCCGAAACUGACCUCGGCUGGUCCACUUUCCGAUGCGGAAUGGUUGGCAGCCAGUUCGAGCACCAAGGCUUUCGCCGAGACCGCCGCCACCUUACAAGACCAACCUAUCGGUCUUCUCAGGUAUCUGCCCAGUGUCAGGAAGUGGCUUUUGUCUAAACUCGGCCAGCGCCGCGAUUGCUCCCACGAAGUGAGCAACGUCGGCGCCUUCGAAGGUGCGACUCGCGACGGUGAGAAGAAAGCUACAAUCACGCACGUUGUCUUUUCUCAGCCGGGUCAUGUGUCGAGUGCCCCGAUAUGCUUCAACAUAUCUAGCGUAAAGCAAGGGCCUUUGGUGUACACAGUGACCUGGCCAACUGGUGCAUUGGGUGUUCCCGAGGUCGAAGAGGACGCCGUGGUAGACACGAUCUGCACGUCCAUUCAAGCCGACUUCGAAGCAAUCGAGCACAUGCAGUGCUGA
Messenger RNA from Colletotrichum chrysophilum, 585 nucleotides. RefSeq lists its product as uncharacterized. NCBI's taxonomy places the organism in Eukaryota, Fungi, Ascomycota, Sordariomycetes, Glomerellales, Glomerellaceae. The transcript has a single exon. The coding region runs from base 1 to 585 and encodes 194 amino acids. Gene Ontology annotation, molecular function: N-acetyltransferase activity. The record is from RefSeq and is a predicted model, not a curated record.